CAAAUAUUAGCAGUGGGUAACAAAAUUAGGAAAACAAACAACUAACCGGCUUUGCUUCCAUGAACUCUCCUUUAAACACUCUCUCUCGCUCGCAAGCUCCUCCUGUUAAGGCUAUCAUCAUGUUUUUGAUUCUAGAUUUAUAGUGUAUUUGGGUAAGUAAUGGUGCAUGUCGAUUCCCAAUUUCAGCUCUUCCUCCUCGUCCCGCCAUUCCGUAAUUCUCUCCUCGUCUUCUCCCUUUAUAUAUAAUUGUAAAUCAACUUCCUCAGAAGAAACAAAUGCUUACCCAUUGAUUUAAUUCUCUAGUAUUAUGUCAAAAAAAUUCUAAAUAAAUAAAAUAAAUUUGUUUUUGUUUUCAUUUCAUUAUCAUUUCAAAUGUCUGGGACUGGGAUGUGGAGAUGGAGGCAGCUGCCCUUACUCUCCCUGAGGCACAAGAUCUGGACGCAUUUGAAUUCCAUGGAGUGCUUGGUAUGCCAUCGUUCCCUCAUAGGAAUAGGAAUUCAAGAGCGGUACAAGGGGGACAAAGGGGGAGGCGACAACCGCAACGAUGACAGUAACAACUCCCAAACCACUACCAAUUCCACUACUACUACCUCCACUGCUAGGCGAAAGAUGAAAGCGGAGACCAAUUGCCCUCGCUGCUCCUCCCUUAACCCCAUGGAUCUUGUCUUCUCCAAUCGCCACAAUUCUUUCAAUUUGAAUUUUCCUCAUGCCGGCGCUCAUGGUGAUGAUCAAUCUGAUGACACUAGCAGUAAUUCUAGCGGCAGCAAAUCCACCCCGACUUCUACCUCCACGCCCCUCAACUUCUGCCCCACUUGCAAAACCCCCUACCACUUUCGGAUAUCCCCUCUCCAGGGAACCUUCAUGGAGAUUGGCCGCCACCAAAACCAUAAGUCCAAUCCGAAAACUUCUUCUGCUUCUCCACGGAACAGGCUUAGGUUAUCCUUUUGGGACAAUCUCAGAUCCGAGAACUGGCCGCCAACUCCACCUCCUCCAACGCCUCCCCCUCCCGGGAAUGGCAUCGCUGUGCAUACUCCUCCUGGCCCGCCCUUUGCACCCGGAGUUAAUGUCAUACGGGCUACCGGGCCCAAGGAAGACCAUGGUAGUGGUGCGUGGUUGGGCGGGGCCAAUUUGGGAAAGGAUUUGCCUACGCCCAAGGAGAUUUGCAAGGGCCUUGACCAGUUCGUUAUAGGCCAGCGCAGGGCAAAGAAGGUGCUGUCUGUUGCCGUUUACAACCACUAUAAAAGAAUAUACCAUGCCUCAUUGCAGAAAGGGUCAGGAGCAGAAGCAGGAAGUUCAGAAUCAAUUGAUGAUGACGACAAGGUGGAGUUAGAGAAAAGCAAUGUGCUCUUGGUCGGACCAACUGGCUCUGGAAAGACUUUAUUAGCAAAAACUCUGGCUCGCUUUGUCAAUGUUCCUUUUGUCAUUGCUGAUGCAACAACUUUGACACAGGCUGGUUAUGUUGGUGAGGAUGUCGAAUCGAUAUUGUACAAACUACUUUCGGUAGCUGAGUUCAAUGUAGAAGCGGCUCAACAAGGAAUGGUUUACAUUGAUGAAGUUGACAAGAUAACUAAGAAGGUGGAGAGCUUAAACAUUAGCAGGGAUGUUUCAGGGGAGGGUGUUCAGCAAGCAUUAUUGAAAAUGUUGGAAGGAACUAUUGUAAAUGUUCCUGAGAAGGGAGCAAGGAAGCAUCCUCGGGGCGAUAAUAUACAGAUAGAUACAAAAGACAUCCUUUUCAUUUGUGGUGGAGCAUUUGUUGAUCUUGAUAAAACAAUUUCAGAGAGACGGCAAGAUUCUUCAAUUGGUUUUGGAGCACCUGUUCGAGCUAAUAUGAGGGCCACUGGGCUAACAAAUGCUGCUGUGACAUCGUCUUUGCUUGAAACGGUUGAGAGUUCAGAUCUUAUUGCAUAUGGCCUCAUACCAGAGUUUAUAGGACGCUUUCCAAUAUUAGUUAGUUUGUCGGCUUUAACUGAAGAUCAACUUAUGCAGGUGCUCACAGAACCAAAAAAUGCUCUUGGAAAGCAGUACAAGAAGUUAUUUAGCAUGAACAACGUGAAGCUACAUUUUACAUCUAAAGCAUUGAGACUAAUUGCAAAAAAGGCAAUGGCUAAGAAUACUGGUGCCAGGGGUUUAAGAGCUAUACUGGAAGGCAUUCUUACUGAAGCCAUGUAUGAGAUUCCAGAUGCAAAGACUGGAAACAAUAGAGUAGAUGCUGUUGUGGUUGAUGAGGAGUCAGUGGGUUCAACAAAUAUCCCCGGAUGCGGAGGGAAGAUUCUUUGUGGAGAUGGUGCUUUGGAGAAUUACUUUGCCGAAGCCAAGUUGAAAGAUUCUGCGGAAAACCUUGCAUCAGUAGAAAGGGAGCUGCAGGAGGGUGAAUCAGAGGUUUCAUCAAGAGCCAUGAGCUUGUAAUAUUUUUGCCACCACAGCUAUUGCUGUGCUGUGCUUUGCUAAAUUUCUGUCAUUUGUAAAGAUAAUAAUCAUUCAUAGCUGCAUUUAUCUUGUAACAACAUAGCUUUUGGUUCCAUAGUUGAAUGGAAAAAGAUAAAAGAAAAGGAGAGGGAAAAUGAAAAUGUAGCAGUAAUACGCACUUGAGCAUUUGGCUCGUUGUUUGGUGUAUGAUCCUGUAUUUAGAAAGUAGGAUUCAAAUCCCCCUUUCUCUAAUUUAAAAAAAAAAUGUAACAAUAACACAAAAAGCAGGAUCUUGUUUAAAAUUUUGUCCCAUUGGAGGAAGAGGUAUUAGUCAAUGAAA
Messenger RNA from Theobroma cacao (cacao), 2746 nucleotides. Its product is annotated as ATP-dependent Clp protease. Lineage: Eukaryota; Viridiplantae; Streptophyta; Magnoliopsida; Malvales; Malvaceae. Gene Ontology annotation, biological process: protein folding. The record is from RefSeq and is a predicted model, not a curated record. Gene Ontology annotation, cellular component: mitochondrial matrix. Gene Ontology annotation, molecular function: ATP hydrolysis activity; ATP-dependent protein folding chaperone; ATP binding.